AUUCAUGACCCAAUGGACCUACCAUUACAACCCAUUACCUUUUAUCUUCACUUUCAUCUUCACUUUCUUCUUCACAAGCACAAUAAAAUAAAUAAAAUAAAAUAAACCAUCGAAGAAGAAGAAUAAGAAGGAAAAAAAAAAAAAGAGUAUAGAAGAGAUCAAGAUAUGGAGAAUGAGAUGAUGAUUGAUGAAACUUCUCCAAGCUGGAAACUUUAUGAAAACCCUUUUUAUAUUAGCCCUUCUCAUCAUCAUCGUCGUCAUCAUCGUCAAAUUGAUCAUCAUAAAUCCUCUCUUAACAACCAACUUCAGUUUUAUUGCUUGAAAUUUUCUUCUUCUUCUUCUUGUGAUCUGUUUCCUACGAAAAGACGAAUGGAUUCGGAGCUCGAUCUCGCUCGAAGUCAGAUCGUGGAGCUCAAGACUGAGCUUCGAUACGAGCGCAAGGCUCGUAAAAAGCUCGAGUCUUUGGCAAAGAGGCUGGCUAAAGAGCUUGAUGAAGAAAGGAAACAAAGGGAAGCCAUGGAAGGACUGUGUCAAGAGCUUGCAAGAGAGAUUUCUUCUCAUGAAGCUCAGAUAGAUCUGAUGAAGAAGGAGAUUGAAGAUGAGAGGAAGAUGCUCAGGUUGGCUGAGGUUUUACGAGAAGAGAGAGUUCAAAUGAAGCUUGCAGAGGUAAAAAUCGUCUUUGAACAUAUGCUUUCAGAGAUUGAAUCAGGAACAACCAACAACAACAACACCGCCGUAUUUUCCGAGCAUACGGUGGCAGAGAACCCGUCGGCAAGUUCCGACAACAAUAAUACCAUUGGCGAUGGCGACGGAUCUUCACCGAGAGAAUCAACGAGAUCGGACGCCGCCGAGGGAGAGCAGAGAUUAAGCUGCAGCAACAUGGCGGCUCCGAGAAGUGUGUCGCCGGAGCUGGAAAAUAAUAAUCCUCAUAUUGUGAGAGGAAUUAAAGGGUUUGUGGAAUUCCGGCGAGUGUUUAGAACAAAAGGGUCGAAAAAUAGAGAUUCAGAUGCCAAAUUGGAGUGUCAAAAAGCUCAGCUUAGAGUUCUUCUCAAACACAAAGACACUCUCAGAUCCAACAACCUUAUUAUUACCUAAUUUAUUUCAUGUCUUCUCACCUUUUUUUUUCUCUCUCUCUCUCUAUUGAAGUAAUUUGUUGAUUUUUUUUAUAAUUUUUAUUUUUGGGAAAAGUUAUAUGAACUGGUUAAAAUAAGUUUUUUCUUUUACUUUUUUGGGCUUGGGUUUGAAUUCUUGUGGAAGACAUUUUUUUGUAUAGAGAGUUCUUUUUCAUUUCUUUAUUUGAAAGUGAUAGUUGGAUUA
Molecule: messenger RNA, 1317 nt
Organism: Benincasa hispida (wax gourd)
Lineage: Eukaryota; Viridiplantae; Streptophyta; Magnoliopsida; Cucurbitales; Cucurbitaceae
Product: protein BRANCHLESS TRICHOME
Source: RefSeq, a predicted model, not a curated record